UCGGGGAUAAAAUCAUAAAACUCCGCGAGCACCGUCGUCGUCGUUGCUGUUCCUCUCCCAAGAAGAGCUAGUAGGAUUCCGCCAGUGAGCUUCUUCAUUUUAAUGGUGGAACGAGAGAAAUGAGCUCUCGCAGCUUGAAACCUCUCGAUUUCGCUCUGGUCCCUAGACCGGCCUCUCUCUCCAGCACUCGCUUAUCCUUCUCUGUGUCUUGCCUCGGUCGCUCCAAGCGUGUUGGUGGAGCUGCUUCUCGGUCGAUCCUCUCCACUGGACGCCGAAAAGGGUUCGAUUGUGGCAUACGCAGUGCUUCAAAUGUGGGUUCCAGUUCCGAGUCAGUUGCGACAUCCGCAGACUCCGUUGAGGAAGACCCCGAGUCGGCCAAGCUAUUCGAGAAACUGAAAGAUGCUGAGAGACAACGGAUAAGUAAGCUGGAAGAGCUUGAACGGAAGGCAAAUGUCCAAUUAGAGAGGCAGCUGGUCAUGGCUUCGAGUUGGAGCAGGGCCUUGCUGACUAUGCGGGGAAAGUUGAAAGGAACAGAGUGGGAUCCUCAGAAUUCGCAUAGGAUUGACUUCAGUGAUUUUCUGGGUCUUCUUAACUCCAACAAUGUCCAGUUUGUUGAGUAUUUGAAUUAUGGUCAGACAAUGUCAGUAAUCUUACCGUACUAUAAAGAUGGAAAUAGGCAAGGAAGCCAAGGGGAUUCACAGAAAGAAAUAGUUUUCCGGCGCCAUGUGAUUGACCGUAUGCCGAUUGAUUGCUGGAAUGAUGUUUGGCAAAAGUUGCAUCAACAAAUAGUGAAUGUUGAUGUAAUUAAUGCGGACACAGUCCAUGCCGAAGUUUACUCUACUGUAGCGACUGCGGUGAUAUGGGGUAUGCGGCUUGCCUUGUCAAUUGGCUUGUAUCUUUGGAUUGAUAACAUGAUGAGGCCAAUUUAUGCAAAAUUGAUACCUUGUGAUUUGGGAAAACCAAGUGAGAAAAUACCACAGCCAAUUAAGCGACGAGCGCUUGGAUCAUUAGGAAAAAGUCGGGCAAAAUUUAUCUCUGCUGAAGAAAAAACUGGAGUUACUUUUGAUGAUUUUGCUGGUCAGGAAUACAUCAAGCGGGAACUGCAGGAGAUUGUAAGAAUCCUUAAAAAUGAGGAAGAGUUCCAAAACAAAGGGAUCUAUUGUCCCAAAGGUGUGCUUCUCCAUGGGCCCCCUGGAACUGGAAAAACAUUGUUGGCUAAGGCCAUUGCUGGUGAAGCAGGGCUACCUUUCUUUGCAGCCAAUGGAACGGACUUUGUGGAGAUGUUUGUAGGUGUGGCUGCAUCUCGAGUGAAGGACCUUUUUGCUAGUGCCAGAUCAUUUGCACCUUCCAUUAUUUUUAUUGAUGAGAUAGAUGCUAUUGGUAGCAAAAGGGGCGGACCUGAUAUUGGAGGGGGUGGUGCAGAGAGGGAACAAGGUCUGCUUCAGAUACUGACAGAACUGGAUGGUUUUAAAGUCUCCACGUCACAGGUCUUAGUCAUAGGUGCUACAAAUAGGUUGGAUAUUCUUGAUCCAGCUCUCCUGAGAAAGGGUCGAUUUGACAAGAUUAUACGAGUUGGUUUGCCAUCUAAGGAUGGUAGAUUGGCCAUAUUAAAGGUGCAUGCCAGAAACAAGUUUUUUCGCUCAGAAAAAGAAAAGGAGGCACUACUGGAAGAGAUUGCUGAGCUUACGGAAGAUUUUACUGGAGCAGAGCUGCAAAAUAUAUUGAAUGAAGCUGGAAUAUUGACUGCCAGAAAAGACUUGGACUACAUUGGGCAAGAUGAACUUCUGGAGGCCUUGAAGAGGCAAAAAGGAACAUUUGAAACAGGCCAAGAAGAUAGCACUGAGAUUCCAGAGGAAUUAAAAUUAAGGUUGGCAUAUAGAGAGGCUGCUGUUGCUGUUAUCUCAUGCUACUUUCCGGAUCCCCACCGUCCUUUUACUGAGACAGAUAUUAAUUCAAUACAGAGCCAGCCAAAUAUGCGCUACAAGGAUAUCUCAGGCCAAGUGUAUGCAAGGAAAUCAGAUUAUGUGAAUUCCAUAAUCCGAGCUUGUGCUCCUAGGGUAAUAGAAGAGGAAAUGUUUGGGAUUGAUAACAUGUGCUGGAUAUCAUCUAAGGCAACACUGGAAGCUUCCAGACUUGCAGAGUUUCUGAUUCUGCAGACGGGGAUGACUGCAUUUGGAAAAGCAUACUAUAGAAAUCAGGGUGAUCUUGUGCCAAAUCUAGCAGCAAAACUGGAAGUUCUUAGAGAUGAAUACAUGCGGUUUGCUGUGGAAAAAUGCGCCUUGGUACUUCGGGAAUACCAGUCAGCUGUAGAGACAAUCACAGAUAUUUUAUUGGAAAAAGGAGAGAUCAAUGCUGAACAAAUUUGGGCUAUUUAUAAUGGCACCCCUCGGAUACCUCAGCCAUCUGUGAGUCCUGUAGACGAAUAUGGAGCUCUCAUUUAUGCUGGACGAUGGGGUAUUUACGGGAUAACACUACCGGGGAGGGUUACUUUUGCACCUGGAAAUGUUGGAUUUUCCACAUUUGGUGCACCUCGUCCAAUGGAGACUCAAGUUAUCACUGAUGAAACUUGGAAGCUGAUUGACAGUAUAUGGGAUAAAAGGGUUCAGGAAAUCAAAGCUGAAGCUGCCAUGGAGAUAGAAGAAGACAAUGAAAAACCUCAACUUCUUAUGGCGAGCCAUUUCUUUUGAAACUACAGCACAUCAUAAUAUCUUUGAGGCUCUUAUCUGCAACUCGACUAACAAGGUGCCUGACAAGCAUCUGGAUAUAUCUUCCGGGGUAAGCAGCAUUGCUUAUUGCGGGGCUUCUACUUCACAACAUGUUUGUAAUGAAUCCCAUGGGAUCCGAGCACUCUGAGGUCUGAUCCAUGUGAGGUGCUCUCGAGUGACUGAAAUCCGUUUGUGGACAGCAUGAUCUCUGUGAAUCCUCAUAUUGACUGUGCCAAACUACAAGCUCAAGCAUGAAAGAGAGCAGGGAAGAUUUGAAAACUAGGACGAGAGAAGGAAUGGUCUCGAAAUUCACCGAAUGUGGUUUAGUGUACAGAAUUUUUGACAUGUUUGCAGUUUUUGCAUUUAUGUGGGUUCCAGCAACAUUUUUGGUUUUAUUUUUAGGCAAGGCAUGGUUAAAAACUAUUAAUGAUGGUGGUACUUCAAGUAUGAACAGUCAAUGAGAUAAAGAGAUGCGGUUUCUACA
Molecule: messenger RNA, 3189 nt
Organism: Rhodamnia argentea
Lineage: Eukaryota; Viridiplantae; Streptophyta; Magnoliopsida; Myrtales; Myrtaceae
Product: probable inactive ATP-dependent zinc metalloprotease FTSHI 4, chloroplastic
Exons: 17
Coding region: 120-2687 (855 amino acids)
Biological process (GO): proteolysis
Cellular component (GO): chloroplast thylakoid
Molecular function (GO): ATP hydrolysis activity; ATP-dependent peptidase activity; metalloendopeptidase activity
Source: RefSeq, a predicted model, not a curated record